UAAAGUUGAGCUAAAUCUUGAAGAUUAGUUGUUUCAACAGCAGUCUAAAUGUGAAAUUUAUAUGUUUUGAAUUAGUUAAUGUUCAACUGACUUGGAUCUGGUAGCCUGGAAAGAAGAUAAGGAAUUCUGUUGAUGAUGCCUGCUUGGUCAUCUUCUCACACUGUUUAUUUCAGUACCAUCUAAUACUAAAUUCAGUUAUAUCAGAAGGUAGCUUGUACGCUAUCAGAGGAUCCUUUUGUAUCCAUGCUCGGAGAGGGCAUGCUUGGAAUCUGUGUUUUGGGUAAUGCCCCUGACGAGAAAUUCUGCCGAAGCAUUCGGUGUGUUGACAAUUUGUCUAGUUGCUCUCCUUAUUCUUCUUGGUUUAGUGUGCAUAGGAUACUUGUUUUACCUACGUUCGCAUGUUCUUAGACAAGGAUUUGUUCAGGUCAAUUAUUUUACCGGUCCUUGGAUCAUCCGAAUCACAUUCAUUUUGUUCACCAUCUGGUGGGGUUUUGGUGAAAUUGUAAGGCUAAAUUUUCUAAGACGACAGGGAAGAGUGUUGAAUGCACUAAAUUUGAAAAGGCAAGAAAACAUCUGCAAAUGUUACAUUGUCUUGAAUUUAGGUUUUGCAGAACCUUGUAUCUUCCUCACUGUUGUUUAUCUUCUUCGUGCUCCACUACAAAAUAUGGACACUGGAAUUCUACGCAAAAAAUGGAGCGGGAAAACUGCAGGCUACGUUCUUCUCUACUGUCUCCCGGUUUUUGUUCUUCAACUCAUUAUUAUUUUGAUUGGACCAGAGUUACUCAAGGAUAGGAGAGAAUGGCCGCCAUAUUUCACUAGAGCAGCCACUCCAGUGAUGCAAGACUCCGAUAACAUCGCUCUUUGCACUUACCCGUUGCUGAAUACAAUUAUUAUCGGACUUUUUGUUACCUUCUUCACUGCCUACUUGUUUUGGCUUGGAAGACAGAUUUUGAAUUUGGUUAUCAACGAGGGUUUGCAGAAGAGAGUUUACAGAUUAAUUUUUUCGGUGUCGAGUUUUCUUCCAUUAAGGGUUCUGUUACUUGGUUUAUAUAUUUUAUCUAAGCCAGGGGAAUUUCUCUUUGAAGCUCUUGCGUUCUCAGCUUUUCUUGUCCUGCUGUGUUGUGUUGGGAUUUGUAUUUGCAUACUUGUACGUUGCCCGGUCGCGGACUGUUUAGCCUUGGAGAAUCUUCAUGACCUGGAAGCUAGGAGAAGGUUGGUUGUUGAUGAUCAAAAUGACACUGUUUCUCUUAUGGCUAAUCAGAGGAAUUCUGAUGCCUCUUCAAGGCCUGGGUCAAUUUCUUUACGGACUUUUGAACAAGAUGCUACAGCGGCUGGGGCCUUAAUGGAACCGAGCCUCUUCUUUCUUAACCGAGAUGCAAUGCCACCAGGAUAACCUCCUCUUUGGGACUGGCCGAUGCGACCUUCAACACAUGUUCAUGUACCCUAAAAGUAAGCAAGAAUCUGAGUCGCGAAUAUUAAUUGUAAAGGGUUUUAGCUUCGAUACAUGGUUUGCUUUUCAAACAUUAGAUAUGGUGAUUUUGCUUGAUGGAAUUUAUAUCCCCCCGACAUUAACAUCUGAAUA
Hibiscus syriacus is the source of this 1582-nucleotide messenger RNA. RefSeq lists its product as uncharacterized. The transcript has a single exon. NCBI's taxonomy places the organism in Eukaryota, Viridiplantae, Streptophyta, Magnoliopsida, Malvales, Malvaceae. The record is from RefSeq and is a predicted model, not a curated record. The coding region runs from base 284 to 1393 and encodes 369 amino acids.